This is a messenger RNA of Zingiber officinale, 3348 nucleotides long. RefSeq names its product probable LRR receptor-like serine/threonine-protein kinase IRK. Lineage: Eukaryota; Viridiplantae; Streptophyta; Magnoliopsida; Zingiberales; Zingiberaceae. Gene Ontology annotation, cellular component: plasma membrane. The record is from RefSeq and is a predicted model, not a curated record. The transcript is spliced from 2 exons. Gene Ontology annotation, biological process: protein phosphorylation; hormone-mediated signaling pathway. The coding region runs from base 289 to 3132 and encodes 947 amino acids. Gene Ontology annotation, molecular function: ATP binding; protein binding; protein kinase activity.
UUGCCACAGCAACAUGUUAAAUCGAUCAAAAGCUCAAAGCAGAGCAUAGCGCAGCAUCAUUAAAGAGAAAGAAAAAGGAACAACCCCGCUCUCUUUGCCUCUCCCACUCUGUUCCUACAAGAACAUGUUCACUUUAUCGAGGGCGAGGGACACCAUCAUGAUUCAUGCAUUCUGCCCCAUUCUCAACUUUCACCAAGCUUUUUCCCUUGAGUAGAGAAUGGCUACUUAGUUAGCAAGGCAUUCCAAGGAAGGCGUUGCGCCAUUGUUGUCGCUGUUUGUAGGAAGAGGAUGUGGAACCUUCUCCGCUUCGUCUUGGGGUCAUUCCUCUUCCUCUGGCCCUUGCUGGCGGAAUCCGCCGCCCUGAACGACGACGUGCUCGGCUUAAUCGUAUUCAAGGCCGACAUUGUGGAUCCCCUCUCCAAGUUGGCGUCUUGGAAUGAGGACGAGGACGACCCGUGCGCAUGGACGGGCGUCAAGUGCAGUCCGCGGGGAAACCGCGUGAUCGAGCUGUCGUUGUCCGGCUUCUCCCUCUCCGGCAGGAUCGGACGCGGACUCCUCCAGCUCGCGGCCCUUCAAACCCUGGACCUUUCAGGCAACAACCUCUCCGGGAGCCUCUACCCCGGCCUCCUCCAGCUCGCUUCCCUCCGGGUCGUCGACCUCAGCGGCAACAAUCUCUCAGGGAUGAUUGCCGAUGAGUUCUUCGAGCAAUGCCGGUCAUUGAGGUCUCUCUCGUUGGCGAAUAAUGCCCUUUCCGGAGAGAUCCCUCGGAGCAUCGGCUCUUGCUCCACCUUGGCGGCCUUGAAUCUGUCAUCGAACCAGCUCUCGGGUUCUUUGCCAAGCGGCCUCUGGUCCCUAUUUGCUCUUCGAACCCUAGACCUUUCCGACAAUGCCCUAGUUGGAGAGAUACCAAAGGGAGUUAGUCGACUAUACAACUUAAGGUCGAUCGGAUUGAGAGGAAAUCGCUUCGCCGGCCGAUUGCCGGAUGACCUAGGCGACUGUUUGCUGCUGAGACAUCUCGACGUCAGUGCAAAUUUACUCACCGGCGACCUUCCCGAAUCCAUUCGGAAACUCACAUUAUGCCGCCGUUUGGCCCUGAGCUCCAAUUUAUUCGCAGGGCCAGUCCCAACAUGGAUUGGGGAAAUGAACAACUUGGAGUUCCUUGAUUUGUCUGCCAAUUGGUUUUCUGGCAGAAUCCCCGAGUCGAUCCGUGCUUGCAGAAGCUUGAAAAACUUGGAUUUGAGUGGCAACUCGCUGACUGGAAAUCUUCCGCCAUGGAUGUUCGAAUUGGAGUUGAAUGAGCUUUCGGUUUCAGGAAAUAGAAUGAGUGGAUUCAUCUCGGCAGCUGCCGAUGCGCCCGGUGGUCGGUUUCUGAGUCAUCUGGAUUUGUCAGGGAAUGGAUUCUCCGGCGGAGUCCCUUCUGCUCUCGGCACUUUUCAAGGCCUGAGAUUUUUGAACCUUUCUAGGAAUUCAUUUUCAGGUUCUAUACCUGCUGCUGUGUUGGCGCUGGAGAAAGUGGAGGUUCUUGAUCUUAGUAUGAACAUGAUCAAUGGAAACAUUCCGCCGGAGAUUGGGAAAGCAGUGUCCCUGAAGGAGCUCAGUCUCGAGAAGAAUUCUCUGACUGGAGGAAUCCCAGCGCAGAUAGGGAAUUGCUCUUCCCUCAGAAUUCUAUUAUUGUCGCUGAAUAAUCUGACAGGCCCUGUACCUCCCACACUAUCCAAUCUCACGGACCUUGAGAUCGUGGAUCUUUCGUUCAAUAGAUUGAGUGGCAACCUCCCAAAGCAGCUUUCCAAUCUUGCCCGUCUCAACUGGUUCAACAUAUCCCACAAUCUCUUCUCCGGCCAUCUUCCCGCAGGAAACUUCUUCAAUACCAUCCCGCUUUCUUCCAUCUCGGAAAACCCAGGACUCUGCGGCUCGGCAGUCAAUCGCACCUGCCGCACUGUUCUCCCGAAGCCAAUAGUCCUCAAUCCCAACUCAUCCAGUUCGUCUCCGAAUGCCACACUCUCAUCUGACAGCAUUCGCCACAAGAAAAUCAUACUUAGCAUAUCCGCCCUCAUUGCGAUUGGAGCUGCUACCGUGAUUGCUCUCGGUGUGAUCACCAUCACCAUCCUCAACAUUCGUGUGCGAGCCACCUCCGCUGGUUCCCAUUUGCCUGCUGCCUCUGCCCUCUCCGAUGGCUACUACAGCAACUCUCCUGCAAGCGAUGUGACCUCGAACAAGCUUGUUAUGUUCUCAGGGGACGACACUGCAGGUUUUUGUGCUGGAGCUCAUGCGAUUCUAAACAAGGACUGCGAACUGGGCCGCGGCGGCUUCGGUACCGUUUACAAGACAAAUCUCCAGGAUGGAAGGCCCGUGGCUAUCAAGAAGCUCACAGUUUCGAGCCUAGUGAAGUCGCAAGUAGAUUUUGAAAGGGAUGUUAAAAAACUAGGAAAAUUGAGGCAUUCUAAUCUAGUGGCUCUGGAAGGGUACUAUUGGACUCAAUCCUUGCAGCUCCUUAUAUACGAGUAUGUCUCAGGUGGGAAUCUGUACCAGCACCUCCAUGAAUGUUCCAACUCAAGCUCCCUCUCAUGGCAAGAACGCUUCCAUGUGAUUCUUGGGAUUGCGAGAAGUUUAGAUUACCUCCAUCGGCUGAAUAUUAUCCACUACAACCUGAAGUCUAGCAACGUCCUUAUUGAUGGCUCAGGCGAGGCCAAGGUGGGAGACUAUGGAUUGGCCAAAUUGUUACCGAUGCUUGAUAGAUACGUGCUUAGCAGCAAGAUUCAGAGUGCUCUUGGGUAUAUGGCACCGGAGUUUGCAUGCCGGACAGUGAAGAUAACUGAAAAAUGUGAUGUCUAUGGAUUCGGGGUGUUGGUCUUAGAGAUCAUCACCGGAAGACGGCCGGUUGAGUACAUGGAGGAUGAUGUGGUGGUGCUUAGUGAUUCAGUAAGAGUUGCACUAGAAGCAGGAAGAGUGGAUGAACUAGUGGAUGGAAAGGUGGGUGGAAAGUUUCCGAUGGAGGAGGUUGUGCCGGUGGUGAAAUUGGGACUGGUAUGCACAUCGCAAGUCCCAUCAAGCCGGCCUACCAUGAGUGAAGUUGUUCAUAUUUUGGAGUUGAUCAUAUGCCCACAGGAGAGUCAUGAGGAGGAGCUGACUUGAGCUUUGAGAUCUUUUGCCCACUUUACUUUCAUUUUUUUUUUCUUGAUAGCUAAGACGAAGCUAUCAGAUCAUGGAAAAAUGCAAGGAAAAAUUGGUUCUGAUGUGAAAAAAGGAAUCUGAUUUCUCCUUUCUAGUAUGAGUUUAAUGCAUAUGUCCUUGUUCUUUUAGGAACUUCUUCCUUUUAGAUUAACAUGUCAUCUUGAAGAUUAGACCGGA